Messenger RNA from Jaculus jaculus (lesser Egyptian jerboa), 7050 nucleotides. RefSeq names its product centromere-associated protein E-like. Gene Ontology annotation, cellular component: microtubule. The record is from RefSeq and is a predicted model, not a curated record. Lineage: Eukaryota; Metazoa; Chordata; Mammalia; Rodentia; Dipodidae. Gene Ontology annotation, biological process: mitotic cell cycle; microtubule-based movement. Gene Ontology annotation, molecular function: microtubule binding; ATP binding; plus-end-directed microtubule motor activity.
AUGGCGGAGGAGGUGGCCGUGGCCGUGGCCGUGUGCGUGCGGGUGAGGCCCGUCUGUAACAGGGAAGGACUGGAAGAAGCUACUCGUGUUUAUUGGAAAACUGACAAUAAUGCUAUUUAUCAGAUUGAUGGGAGUAAAUCCUUCAGUUUUGAUCGUGUCUUUCAUAGUAAUGAAACGACUAAAAAUGUAUAUGACGAAAUCACAGUACCGAUCAUCGAUUCUGCCAUACAGGGCUACAAUGGUACUGUAUUUGCCUAUGGGCAGACUGCAUCAGGAAAAACACAUACCAUGAUGGGUUCAGAAAAUUGUUUAGGAAUCAUCCCGAGAGCUAUACACGACAUUUUUCAAAAAAUUAGGAAGCUUCCUGAGAGAGAGUUUCUCUUACGGGUAUCUUACAUGGAAAUAUAUAAUGAAACCAUUACAGAUUUACUUUGUAACACUCAGAAAGUGAAACCACUGAUAAUUCGGGAAGACAUCAAUAGGAAUGUAUAUGUUGCUGAUCUCACAGAGGAAGUGGUUUAUACAUCAGAAAUGGCUCUGCAAUGGCUCUCCAAGGGAGAAAAAAACAGACAUUGUGGAAUAGCCAAAAUGAAUCAAAGAAACAGUCAUUCACAUGCCAUUUUCAGAAUGAUUUUAGAAAGUAGAGAAAAAGGUGAAUCUUCAAAUUGUGAUGGCUCUGUUAAAGUGUCACAUUUGAAUUUGGUGGAUCUUGCAGGCAGUGAAAGAGCUACUCAAACAGGAGGCAAAGGUGUGCGACUCAAGGAAGGCUGCAAUAUAAAUCGAAGUUUAUUUAUUUUGGGACAAGUGAUCAAGAAACUUAGUGAUGGGCAAAUUGGUGGUUUCAUAAAUUAUCGAGAUAGCAAAUUAACACGAAUUCUUCAGAAUUCCUUGGGAGGAAAUGCAAAAACACGUAUUAUUUGCACAAUUACUCCAAUUUCUUUCGAUGAAACCCUUUCUACUCUCCAGUUUGCCAGCAUUGCUAAAUAUAUGAAGAACACUCCUUUUGUGAAUGAGGUAUCAAGUGAUGAAGCACUCCUAAAAAGAUAUAAUAAAGAAAUAGUGGAUCUGAAAAAACAAUUCGAAGAAGUAAGCAUAAAGACUCAGGUACAAGAAAUGGAAAAAGACCAAUUGGCCCAACUUUUAGAUGAAAAAGACUUGCUUCAAAAAGUACAGGACGAGAAAAUUCAGAACUUAAAGCGGAUGCUGGUCACCUCGUCUUCUAUUGCCUUGCAACAGGAGCUAAAGGCCAAAAAGAAGCGAAGAGUUACUUGGUGCUUAGACAAAGUUAACAAAAUGAGUGAUUCAACUGAUGUAAAUGAAGUUGAAGUGCCAACAAAUGUAACAACAAGAACACACAAAUCUUCCAUAACUGUAUCAGGAGAAAGCGGUGAAUCUGUGUGUGUUGAUACUGAUACCUUUAGUAAUACUCUCGAACCACUAACUGAGACAGAAUGGAGCUCAGCAACAACACUACUAAGUCAGGAGAACUUAGAAGGCGAGCUGAAUUCCCUUCAUGCUAAAUAUGAUAAUUUGGUAUUAGACAAUGAACAGCUAAGAAGACAAAAUGAAUACCUGGAAUUGAAAUUAACAGAAAAAAAUGGUAUAGGUGAAUUUGAGACUCUAAAAAGAGAAGGUAAAAGAGAUCAAGAGGUGGAACUAAUUCAUGAAAUUUCCAACUUAAAGGAUUUAGUUAAGUAUGCCAAAGCAUAUAAUCAGGAUCUGGAGAAUGAACUACGGUCAAAAGUUGAACUUCUUAAAGAUAAAGAAGACCAGAUUAAGAAUUUACAGAAACACAUAGACAUACAAAACUCUGAUACUAUAAAAAUGGACUUGUCAUCUUCAUUGGAAACCACUAAAGACCUAAAACAAAUGAAACAAGAUUUGGUUGAUACAGAAGCUGUAGUCCUUUAUGCCAAGAGAAAACCAACCUUCCUUACAAGUGAAAAUUUGGAGCUGAAAGAGAAAAUAAAAAAACUUCUAAACUCCUGCAAGCAAAUGGAAAAUGAUAUUCAACUAUAUCAACGCCAAUUGGAGACAGAAAAGAAAAAGCAAGCUGAUCUGGAUAAAGAAUUGCAAUCUUCUUUUAAUGAAAUAAGAAAACUCAAUUCCCUCCUAGAUGGCAAAGUUCCAAACGACUUGCUCUGUAAUUUGGAAUUGGAAAGAAAGAUUGAUGACCUCCAAAGUGAACUUAAUAAAGAAACUAAUGAAAAUGAAGCUUUGCGAAAAGAAGUUAAAUUGCUCUCAGAAUUAAAACCUUUACCUUCAGAAGUGCAAAUGCUAAGGACAGAGAUACAUAAGAAGUCUAAAGAGCUCACUAUAAUAACUUCAGAAAAAGAAAAAUUACUUUCUGAAGUAGUUUAUAAAGACAAUAAAAUUCAAAGUUUACUUGAAGAAAUGGGGAAAACUAAAGGUGACCUUGCAGCUUCCCAGCUGGAUUGCAAGAACAUUGAUGAAGAAUUUCAAAAUUUCAAAACUCUUCAUAUGGAAUUUGAGCAAAAAUACAAAAAUAUCCUGGAAGAGAAUGAGAAAAUGAAACAAGAGGUAGGAAAUCUCUCUAAAGAUGCAGAAUGUCUUGGUGUAAGUUUGACAACUGAACUUUCUGGAAAGACUCAGGAGCUCCAGCAGGAAACAGCCAAGAGUUGCGACAGAUUAGAUGAGGUGGAACAACUGAAGGAAGAGCUAGAAAACAAGGAUUCUGCACUGCGAUCUGUAGAAAAGGAGAACAGCCUGCUGACUGAGACACUACAGGAAACAUUAGAAGAAGUAAAAACUUUGACUCAAGAAAAAGAUGACCUGCAGCAGCUCCAAAAGAGCCUGCAAAUUGAGAGAGACCAACUCAGAAAUGACAUUCCGGACACAAUAAAUACGAACAUAGACACUCAAGAACAAUUGCACACUGCACUUGAGUCUUUGAAGCACCACAAAGAAACAAUUAACACACAGAAAAGGAACAUUUCUGAGGACUCUUCUGAGACACUGCAUUCAGUGGAUGCUGAGGAGCAGCAAGACACUAUCGAAAAGCUCAGGAGGGCUGUUAUGGACAAGACAGAUGAACUAGCAGCUGUGCAGAGGGACUUAGGACAUGCAAAUGCUGCUGCAAAAGCGCAGAUCCAGGAACUUAAAGAAAACGAAGAUCAACUUAGAAAAGCAAAUGAUGAUCUUGUGGGAUUCAUGUAUCAAAUGUAUCAAAUGGAAGAAUUGAAGAAGCGACUCGAAACCCAGAAUUCAGUUGUGGAAUGUGCAGAAACAGAGAAGUUGAGGCUGACUAAGCAACUUCAUAGAAACCUUGAAGAAAUAAGAUUCCUUACUUACAAAAAUGAUAGUCUAAAAAUUGAGAAUGAAACCCUCAGAGCAGAACGAGACCAACUGAGGGAAAGCCUUACAAAAGCAGAAGCCAAUAUCGCAGUGCUUCAUAAAGAACAAGUGCAACUUCCUAAUGUGAAAGAAGUCAGUGAAUGUCCAGAAACAGUGAAUAAAUUAGAACCACUAGAAGAACAAUCCAAACCCACGGAUUCAACAUCAGUAGAAAACUUAGCUAUGGAAAAGCUCAGGCUAACGGAGAAACUUCAAGGAGGAAAGAAAGAGAUAAAAUAUCUAACUAAACAAAGCGAUGACUGGAAAAUCUUAGAGGCAUUUCAACUUGAACAUUCCCAGCUCAAACAAGACCAUAAAGAAAUUCUUGCUAAAAUCCAAGAAGCCCAAGACGGAGAAUGUCCCUUGACUAUGGGGGAAAAGGAUGGUGAUACUACAAAAAUAAGUAAGAAAGGACCAAUGACGAGGCGGUUCAAAGCCAGAUAUUCAGCACCACCAAGAAUAGAUAUAGAAAAGUUGCCUGAGAGCCUUGAAGGCCAUGGGAAAGUGGGUGCCCUACACCAAAUACAGCGGAAUCUUCCCUCACAGCAGGACCGCUUCACAGGCCACAUAAGAGAAGUCACAGCCAAACUUCUGGAAACCGAGGAAGAACUUAAAAUUGCUCGUUGUUGUCUGAAAGAGCAACACGAAAAGAUUAAUAGAUUGACAGUGAACCUAUCAGAGAAGGAAUAUGAAAUAUCCACCUUUCAGAUGCAGCUGGAAUCAGCCAAUAAUGAAUUACAGAGAAAGAUCCAGGAGCUUUAUGAGAAACAGGAAAAACUUAAUAGAAUGGAAGCUCAGAAAUCUCAUGAAUAUAUGUAUGAAGUUAAACAAGUUAAGGAGCUACUUGUAAUAAGAGAUCUUAAUGAUUACACAGAAAUCAUAGUGCAAGGACAGCAAGAGCUUGUGGAGAAAGAGAAAAACUUUCUUAAGACAGAUUCUAUUGAUGGCACCACAGAAAAUACAUGUCUAACAGAACACUUGAAAGAGCAACUUGAGGCCAAGAGGUCAGCUCUGGAAAAUGUGGAAAUGCAGAAUGUGAGGUUGACUCAAAGACUAAAUGAGAACCUUGAAGCAAUGAGAUGUGUCAUAACAGAAAGGGAUGACCUGAAGAGUGUAGAGAAGACUCAUAAAACUGAGAGAGACCACCUCAAGGGAAACCUUCAGCUAACUAUCACUAAAACGAGUUGGUCUGACCUGGAAAAAGAAGAAGAACUAAGAAUUGCUCACGUGCACCUGAAAGAGCAGCAAGACACUAUCGACAAGCUCAGGAGGGAUGUUACCAACAAGACAGAUGAACUAGCAGCUGUGCAGAGGGACUUAGGACAUGCAAAUGCUGCUGCAAAAGCACAGGGUCUCUUAAAGCAAAAGGAACUAAGAAUUGCUUAUGUGGCUCAGAAAGAGCACCAAGAAACUAUCAACAUGCUCAGGGUGACUGUUUCUAAGAACCACAUGAAAGUGGAUUUAGAAUAUUCAGAGACUAACUUUCAAAAGAGAAAAAAAAUUCAAGAACUGAAGGAAAAUGAACUUCAACUUCUUAAAUUAGAAGGAGAACUCAGUGAAGCACAGAAACAACUCAAGGAACAAGGCAGGACUCUGAGUAAGAUAGAGAUGGAGAAUUUAACUUUGGCUCAGAAACAUCAUGAAGACUUUGAAGAAAUAAAGACUCUUGUAACAGAAAGAGAUAACCUAAGGAAAGCAGAGGAGAUACUCAAACUGGAAAGAGACCAACUUAAGGAGAACUUAGAGAAAAUCACAGCUAAAGAUCUAGACACACAACAAGAACUAACAAUUGCUCACAUGCAUUUGAAAGAACAAGAAGAAAAUAUUGAUAAACUGAGAAAGAAACUUGGAGAAAAGGCAACUCAAAUUUCAGACAUCCAGGAUUUAGAUAAAUCAAAAGAUGAAUUACCAAAAAAGAUCCAAGAACUUCUGAUGAAAGAGCUUCAGCUUUUUAAAGAAGAUUUCAGUAAAACUUAUACCAAAAUGAAUGAAAUAGAACAAUUGAAGAAAAAAUAUGAGGCCCAGCAUACAUCUGUGCAGAGUAUGGCUACAAACAAUUUUCACUUGAUUAAAACCGUGUAUGAAAACCUUGAAGAAAUAAAAAAUGUAGCUAAGGAAUGUAAUGAGCUAAGGAAGAUAAAAGAGUCUCUCAAAAUGGAAAGAAACCAAUUCAGAGAAUCCAUAAGAAAAACAAAAACUAGAAACCACAAAGGGGAAGUAAAACACAAAGGAAAAUUGCUAUAUGAUGCAGAACAACACCCUACAGAAAGCCUGAUAGAAAAAUGCCUGAAGAUAAAAGAGCUUCUGAAGAAGUACUCAGAGAUGGAUACUGAUUAUGAGUGCUUGGAUAGAUUCUCUCUUGAUUUGGAGAAGGAAAUUGAAACCCAAAAAGAGCUUUCAGUUAGAAUAAAAGGAAACCUGUACCUUCCAUACUCACAAACCAAACAGAUUCAAAAACUUCUUGCAGUAAACCAAAGGUGUUCCAUAGAAUCCUACAGAGUCAUGAAGAAACUUAAGUAUGUGUUAAGCCAUGUUACAAGGAUAAAGGAAGAACAGCAUGAUACCAUCAAUAAAUUUGAAUUGGCUUUUGUUGAAGAAGUAGAGAAGCAAAAUGAAUUGCAAACUAAAAUUCAGUGUCUUGAUAUGGAUUACAAUGCACCAGCACCCAGAGAAUUAAAGGAUCUCAAAUUGAACCCAAAUAUCGACCUACAUAUUGAGGAAAUUCUCAAAGAUUUCUCAGAAUAUGACUUCCAAAGUAUAAGGACUGAAUUUCAACAACUACUAAAUGAUCAAAAAGAAAUGUGUCAGUUCUUAGAAGAAUGGUUGAGUGCUCCUUUUGAUACAGAAAAACUUAAACUUGCUAUCCAGAAAGAAAACAGUAGCUUAUUUCGAGUGAAUAACUUCUAUAAUGAUAAGAUAACUGCCAUAAUAAAUGAAUCCACCGAGUUUGAGGAAAGAAGUGCUAUCAGAUCAAAAGACUGGAAAUGUGACCUAAACAUCAUGAAAGAAAAAACUAAAAAACUAGUUGAAGACUACCAAUCUUUGACAGCUUCUCAAUCGAGUGUCCGGAUUUGUUCUACUACACCAAGCAGGAAGACUCAGCAUGUUGCCUCAGGAUACGUACAGAUGACUGCAGAGAAAAUUCAGGAACUAGAAACUUCCCUACACGAAGCUAAAGAAAGUGCUGUACGUAAAGAAGACAAGAUUGUAAAGUUGCAGGGAGAACUAAAAGUGACUAAUGACAUAAUAGCAAAACUUGAAAACAAAGUUAAUGAAUCAAACAUAUGUCUUGAAAAAGCAAAAGAAACCAUUCAGUUACUUCAGGACGAAGUUGCUGUAAGAACUAAACUGUAUAAAGAAGACAUUGAAUACCUGAAAACAAAACUGGUGAAAGCAGAACUAGAAAAGAUGAAAAAUGGCAGAGAACAUGAAAAAGAAAUUAAUUCUACAAAAGCUACUACUGAAUAUCAAAAAGUAAUGAUAAGGGCACUAAGAGAAAAUCUCAGAAGAAAUCAACAGGCCCAAGAUACUUCAACGGAACGAACAAUAGAAACAAACAGUCUGGAUGCUAUGCCAGAUCUGUGGCCACCCUCCUCAAGAAAAGAAACAGAUGACUGCAAAAUGCAGUAGACUUCCCACACUAACCUGGAAUGUUUGCAGUAACUUUAUUUAUGUAUCUACCCAUUAAUGUUAUAG